ACCUCAGACGUAGCUCAGGUAACCAGUUUCAUUAGGAAGGGCGUUCACGUAGCCAAGCAGCUCUUGUGAAUAUUUCAGUGCGUGACCUCCGAAAACCGACUUAUUUUCUAGUGAAACGUCUUUAUCACAUUUCCUCUUUUUUGGACUUUUUUUUUAGCCGCCAUGUUCUUCGUUUUUGUGCUUCUUUGCUCUCAAGCAGCAGGCCUCCAUGCCUUUACUGCCAGCACGACUACGCCGAAUGUUGCGGUCAAAGAGAACAAUGGAGCCGAUUUGAAAUGCGAAUUCUCCGCCGAUUUUGGUACAGCACCUCGAGUGGAAUGGAAAUUUAGAAACUUGAAAGGCUCACAGUCCUUCAUCUACUUUGAUGGCCAGAUUACAGAUAAGUUUAAAGGAUCUAUGACUCAGUACCCAGGUGGCUUAAGGAUCCAGAAAGCAACGAGAGAGAACACUGGAGAUUAUUACUGUGAGGUGUCUGGUAAGGAUGGCUACGCAGAAGUUAUGGUUAAACUAACAGUGCAAGUUCCUCCUUCUGUGCCGAUAAGCGAGAUCCCCACCUCAGCCACGACAGGCAGGGGAGUCCUAAUGACUUGUUCUGAUAAGGAUGGCUCUCCUCCCUCCACCUAUAAAUGGUACAAAAAUGGCACCCCGAUGCCUGAAGACCCCAGCAAGUUCCCCAACUUUAAGAACUUGACAUACAAACUGAACCCUCAGAACGGCAACCUGGAGUUUCCCAGUGUGAGUAAGGUAGACAGUGGGAGUUAUUUCUGCGAAGCUUCCAACGGACAGGGGGCUCCUCAGCGUGGUCCAGCCAUGACCAUGGAUGUUCGUGAUCUGAACGCAGGAGGUAUUGCGGCCGGCGUUAUUGUAGCACUGCUUGCUAUCGCGUUGCUUUGUUUCGGCCUGUGGUACGCCAAGAAGAAGGGAUAUCUGCCCAAAAUGUCUGAUAGCAAGACCAAAACAGCAGUGUAUACACAGCCUUCACAGGACUAUCGUGACGUGGAUGAUGGGGAGUUCAGACAGAAGCAGUCCUUUGUGGUGUAGCCUCGGAUUGCACUAAACAUUUUUUUUCUUUCUGUAAGACUUUUCUGUCAGCUCCAGCUCUGGGAUGUGUUUUUCUCAGUUUGUGUGAAUUAACGACUGCUUCUUGUCAUUCUGAACUCUUUGCCUCAACUCUAAGGUAGCUGUGUGCUUUUGAACCGUCCACUGAACCAUCUUAUUGCACUUUACCAAAUGAUGUCAUGGACCGACAAUAAGAUCACUUUUCAAGUUUAUUUUUCCUGGAAUAAUACAGAAUUAAAAAUGACAAUCCUGGAUUUUCAAAAUGCAACAGUCGAAAAGAAUGAGCUUCUUUUCUAUUUUGUUGAAAUAUACAGUUUCAUUUUUUUUUCUUUUUUCUUUUUUUUCAUUUUGUACCUUUUUUUUUUUUUGAGGAAAAACCUUUUCCUUUCAUGAGACAUGGUUGUUUUAACAUAACAAAGUCUUUGACAUUGUACAGGUGUAUGUGGGUGAGAACAUGUAUAAUCUCUUUCAAGCUUAAUUUGACUUACCUGGUAUAUUUAAAAUGAGACACAAGGUAGUCAACUGCAAUUCUACAAUCUUAUUUAUGUGAAGGAACAUGAUCUAUACUGUUUACUUGGAUGAUUUUUUUUUCAGUUGAACUUAUUUAAAAAAAAAAAAAAAAAACAAAAAAAAAAAACAUGUAAAUGCAUUUAGUCUUUUUAGAUUUUGUGGUUUUAUUUGAGCCACACAAUAAAAAAACAAGCUCAUGUAACCAGAAUUUGGUGGCAUAGCAGAAUUAUCAUCCUUUAAGCUUUAAACUCUGUCAUGCUCUGAUGAUAUCUCAUGUGCACAAGUUUUAUCCAAAGUACAAAAAAAAAAAGCCUGUGAAACUUGGUUAUAUUAGUCAUUGUGUGUGUUUGGUUUUUUUAAAUAAAUGCUUUUAUUAAUACA
Molecule: messenger RNA, 1950 nt
Organism: Tachysurus fulvidraco (yellow catfish)
Lineage: Eukaryota; Metazoa; Chordata; Actinopteri; Siluriformes; Bagridae
Gene: f11r.1
Product: F11 receptor, tandem duplicate 1
Exons: 10
Coding region: 163-1041 (292 amino acids)
Biological process (GO): regulation of membrane permeability; intestinal absorption; cell adhesion
Cellular component (GO): bicellular tight junction
Source: RefSeq, a predicted model, not a curated record